Messenger RNA from Lolium rigidum, 1421 nucleotides. Its product is annotated as probable isoprenylcysteine alpha-carbonyl methylesterase ICMEL2. The transcript has 12 exons. The record is from RefSeq and is a predicted model, not a curated record. Bases 1 to 1236 code for a protein of 411 amino acids. NCBI's taxonomy places the organism in Eukaryota, Viridiplantae, Streptophyta, Magnoliopsida, Poales, Poaceae.
AUGCAGCCCCUCCACUCCGGGGACGACGCGCGCGAAGCGGCCGCGCUCCUCGACCGGACCGACUCCGCCGGCCGCCGCCGCCGCUCCUCGCCGGUGCUGUCCGCGUCCCCGACGCCACCGGGCUGGGCCGGCGGCCUCAGGCGGCAGUCCUCCUCCUUCCGCCAGGACGUCGGCCACGCCGCCUCCGAGACGUACCUCGUCACGCGCCUCACCUUCAGCCUGCUCCAGUACCUCGGGUUAGGUUACCGUUGGAUGAGGCAGCUUCUUGCUCUCACAGUCUACGCUAUCUUACUUAUGCCAGGUUUCUUGCAAGUUGGAUACUACUAUUUCUAUUCGAGUCAGGUUCGCAGAAGUAUUGUUUAUGGAGAACAACCAAGAAACAGGUUGGAUUUGUAUAUACCCAAAGAUUGUAGCAGACCCUGUCCUGUGAUGGCCUUUGUAACUGGUGGGGCCUGGAUUAUUGGUUACAAGGCCUGGGGUGCCCUUCUUGGCAGGCGGUUGGCGGAGAGAGGAAUUAUAGUUGCUUGCAUUGAUUACAGAAAUUUUCCGCAAGGAACUAUAAGCGACAUGGUUAGUGAUGCAUCCCAGGGGAUUUCAUUUGUGUGUAACAACAUUGCUAGUUAUGGAGGUGAUCCUAAUCAGAUCUACUUGAUGGGUCAGUCAGCAGGAGCACAUAUUGCAGCAUGUGCCCUUAUGGAGCAGGCAGUAAAAGAGUCUAGCGGGCAGCCCAUUCCUUGGAGUGUUACACAAAUCAAAGCAUACUUUGGUUUAUCUGGAGGAUACAACCUCCAUAAUCUGGUCGACCAUUUCCAUCAGCGUGGUUUGAACCGUUCAAUAUUUCUCAGCAUAAUGAACGGAGAAGAAUCGCUGUCGUCUUAUUCUCCUGAAAUUGUUGCCAAGGAGUCAAGUGCUCAGACCAUAGCUCUACUACCUCCUAUUUUCCUUAUGCAUGGAACAGAUGAUUAUUCAAUACCAUCAUCUUCCAGUCAAACUUUUGUAGAAGUACUUCAACAGGCUGGUGCUCACGCCAAGCUAUUAUUGUACGAGGGGAAAACACAUACAGAUAUAUUUUUACAGGAUCCUCUUAGGGGUGGAAGGGAUCCUUUGGUUGAAGAUGUAUUGACUCUUAUUCACGCUGAUAAUGCAACCUGUGAAAAUAUAGCUUCCACGCCUACUCCAAGGCGCCUGGUUUUUGAGUGGCAAUUGCGGUUGGCCCGUUGGAUUAGUCCCUUUUAAAAGGUGACACCAUGGAGAUGAUAAAUUCCUUAGGAUUUCAGGCGAAUGGUUUUGCAUAGUAUAUUUGCCAAUGGAACCUGAACAAACGUACAUAAAAUGGGAGAAGGCACUGAAACAUCAAGCAUGAUAAGAUGAAGCGGAUGGUAGAACUAUACUUCUUAUUUGUAAUAUUCGUCACACGGGAU